Molecule: messenger RNA, 1034 nt
Organism: Jaminaea rosea
Lineage: Eukaryota; Fungi; Basidiomycota; Exobasidiomycetes; Microstromatales
Exons: 2
Coding region: 136-954 (272 amino acids)
Source: RefSeq, a predicted model, not a curated record
UCUGGCCAUGCUUUGAUGAUUCUCGGUCCUAGCUAUCGGCUACAUCUCGUAUGACAGAAAUGUCGACCUUGGCACGGCUGCGCCUCUCGCCCUCGCCGCUAUCCGUCCCACCCUUAUGCCCGUGUGCGAUUUGAAAUGCGGGACGGAAGACGCCGCCGCCGCCUUAUCCCCUUUACUCGCCACCCUUCGUCCCCAGCAUCAUCAUCCAUUGUGGCUCGCAUUUCCAAUCUCUCCCUCCUACUCUUCGCAGCCAUCAUCAUCAUCCUGGCCUCUCUGACCGCACGACUGCGCCCAAUCCAGCUAUUACGGCUCAGCUCGCUACAUCUCCGUCCAACGCCCUCACCUCUCGCCCCGGCGCAUCGCCCCCUCAUCACCAUGCCUCGCAGUCGUGGCGACCCCUACUCCUACCUCUAUGAGCGCAUGCUCCCCUUCCACGCCAAUUUUCGCCGAACAAUAGCCAUGAUCCAACACACACUCCCUCAGACGCAGACCUUGCCCAAACGAGACUUGGAACGUUUCCUCGCAAUGGGGGUUCAGCUGGUCCAUCAUUUGGAGAUGCACCACUCCAUCGAGGAAGCGCACAUCUUCCCCGUCCUAGCAACAAAGAUGCCCGAUUUCGGCGCCUCGGCGACGCACGUACACGAGCACGAGGUGAUGCAUGCUGCGCUCGAAGCGUUUGGUGGUGAGCUUAUGGCGACACAUCGUCGUCUGACUGGUUCACAGGGCAAAAAGGCCGAGGCUGAGGGGUGCGGUCAAGCGCUGCAGAGGGAGGAGGAGGAGGGACGCAAGGCCUGGCCGCGCAGCGUGUACGAUGGGGAGAAGGUGGCCAAUCUCACUCAGACACUCGCUGAGGCGCUUCUUCCUCAUUUGGAGGCGGAAGAGGCUAGUAUUAGUGCGAAGAGCAUGCGAGCGGCGGGGUGGACGGAGGAGGAGGUGUUGAGGAUACCCAUUUGAGGCGGUGAGCGCGAGACGGCGGCGCUGACACGAUGUAUAUUAGUUUGUGGACUGACUCAACGAGAUCGUAUGACUGGAGA